This is a messenger RNA of Bathycoccus prasinos, 6600 nucleotides long. RefSeq lists its product with no specific name. NCBI's taxonomy places the organism in Eukaryota, Viridiplantae, Chlorophyta, Mamiellophyceae, Mamiellales, Bathycoccaceae. The coding region runs from base 1 to 6600 and encodes 2199 amino acids. The record is from RefSeq and is a predicted model, not a curated record. Gene Ontology annotation, biological process: RNA export from nucleus; protein import into nucleus. Gene Ontology annotation, molecular function: structural constituent of nuclear pore. Gene Ontology annotation, cellular component: nuclear pore inner ring. The transcript has a single exon.
AUGGCUUCGACGGCGAAAACCACGACGCAUGUUCCUUCCACGCGAGCGUUGUUUUACGCUUUAGACCAGAAAACAACUUCCCGGGAGAAAGUGCUCGAGAAACUAGAUGCGGCGACGCCCUUUUUGCAACAAGGUUUGAAAGCGUACGGUCCGAAUAGCGCGGCUUCAAAAGCUGCACUCGAAUCGGGUUCAAUUGAUGUGGGAGGCAAGACGAUUGCCGUCGGAGCUGACAUGCAGAAAUGCACCGUUAUGCUUGCGCAACUUCUCAAGUUGGACGAAAUUCAAACGUAUGUCAUGCUUCGUCGAGCGUUGGAAGAAAAAGGGAUUACCGCGCGUCCGAAAGAAGUGACCGGUGAAUUGAUUGAGUUAGUGUGCACCUUUUACCAUCGAGAACGCCUCGCUUUGUUGAAAUGCGUCGCGGUUUUAGGAACGCAGAAGGCGUAUGUUUUCGACGGUGAAAACGACGACGGCUUUGGGGGAAAUGAAAAAGAAGGAGAAGAAGCCGAGUUUGCUUCGCGACUUUCAGAAAAGCUCGAAGAGAUGAUAAAGAAUAGAUUAGAAGAUAACAUCGUGAAUUACUUGUGCGACUCGUUACUUGCGAAUGGAGAAGGACUAGGUUUACUCGCAAUUGGGAGCAGUCGUGAAGAGAGAAGUACCGCUUUGGCGGUGAAAAAUCCAACAUCGACUGCGCUCGCCACCGGCGUUUCAAACGAGGGAGAGAAACAAGCAAGCACACUCAUUCGUACGCAAGGAGAAGAGUUUGUUCGUUUGAGUUCGUGUCUUGAAUCUGUCGAAGAAAUUAGAGCGUCUCUUGAUGUUCUAUUUUCAUUAUACUACGGCGUGGUGAAAGAAUGCUCGUCGACACGUUUUCUUCAGUUGGCGAAAACGUUCGAUCAAAAGGUUUUUUCGAAAAUCCCACACAAGUGCACAGAAGUUAUAAACUUAGCUCCAUCUAUGGCAGAGCAAAUGGAGACUGCGGUUACGUUUGAUAUACGAGCGAGAUGUGCAAUCAUUUUGAUUGUUGCGGUAGAUUUAGAACGUAUCGUGCACACUUUCACGAGUGGACAAGGUUCUGGCGAAGCCCAGCAUCAUUUACUCUCGUCAGUUGUUCAAGUCACGACAGUUCUAUCGCAAACGACAGAUACCGUUGAAUCUGGAGCAGUUAAGCUCGCAUGGGCUGCGUUUCUAUCCUUGGCAAAGUCUAUGAUUACUGGUAUCAGCCAAGCUGACGAGCAAGCAAUGACUGCUUUUUUGAGCGCGUCAGACGUAGCCAGCGGUUUAGAUUCUUUGAAAAAUAUAGCGAUGAACACAAAGUCCAGUUUUGAUGGUUCUGAUCCAUCUGCGGUUCCUAGAAGAAGUGUCUUGAAGAAUGUAUUUUCGGCAACGUUAGCUGGAUUUGACAUACUUCCCGUGCACGGGUUGCUACCCACUCAACUCGACUUGAUUCUCGAGUGCUUUGAUGAAAUUAUAUGCGGACAGCGCGAAUUAUGCGAACAGUUUUGGGAAGGUGCGAGCGAAAAUGGGCAGGAAGCGCCUUUACUCGCGCUCGUAGAAGGUUGUCGAGAGCGCUUUCCCGCAGAAUCUGCGCCUUUGUUGCGCAUCUUAAAAUCUCUCUCGGAAGGACCGAAAGCUGCAGAGUGCGCGCUUUCGUACCUCACAAAACUACCCGCGGUUGCCUUGCCGUAUCCAGAUCGCGAGGUUGCCGAAGUUGCCAUCAAGCAAGCCAGUAUUAAAAGUCGAUUCGAUCGGAGCACUGGGAAUAUAUUUGGACACGUAGUGUGUUCAGCACCUAUUUCUAGCUCAAAAGUUCCCGGAGCGUGUAUUCCUUCGAACUGUAGGGGUGUCUCUAUACCGAGCUCUUCAUCGUCUGGAACAAACCUAAUUGUGUGGAGCGAACCGGCGGAUGGGUUAUACAUCACUUUGUCUAGAAUAGGAAACUUGAGCUCGGUUGCGAGGCGAAGGAGAGAGCAUCUCACUCCAGAAGAUCGUUCAGAGCUGCACGCUGCGUUAUCGUUCAUCGCGGUUGCGCUAGAAAACGCGCCUUCGUUUGCGGCGCCUCUGUUGAGGUGCGAUUUACACGCUUCGGCAUCUGAAAUUGGAGGGACGCCGAGUGACGUCCUAUCUGCACUCGCUCUAUCUUUGCGCGUAGAAAAGUCCGAUGAUUAUAGUAUACAGGCAAUGGCACUCGCAGCUUUGCGACCACUCGCCGCAGCAGCGCCGCGCCGCGCGGCGGAUAUCGUACUCAACACCCCUUUUUUCACAGAAGACGAUAAAGCGUCUUCCACCAACGGAGUGACUGUUUCGCAAUGCCUCCAGUUUGAAGAGUCUCGAGGAGUCCACGAUAGUAUCAAGGCGCUAUGCGCGUUAUCUGAAACGCUUUUACUCGCGGGUGAGUGUGGAGAUGAAUCGCAAUUGUUGUUUCAGCGAUCUGCGUUGUACGCCAUGCUUCGUUUCGAUAGCUGGAGAUACCUAGAACGCUCGGAAAAGUGGAUUGUGCAUAAAUACGCAUCUCAAGCGUUGCAAGCGGCGUUGCUGACAUCAAAGUUUGAAUAUUUCGAGAGAAUGUGUAUGAUUGAUGAUGAUAUAAAUCUCAAAAAUGGAAUGGAGCGCUCUUCUCGAUCUCCGAAACAAACGUUCAGUAUUCGCACUUGUGUAUUCUUGAUGAACGAUGAGCAAACCCUCGCUGGAGCUUUUGCACCAUUACGAUUCGAUGCGCAAUUCUUGCAGCGCGCGUACGAAAGCGGUUCCGAGUGUCGCUCAAAAGAGAUUGUCGCGCUUGAGGAUGCAAUUGCGAGUGUUUUACGUGUCAUCCCGGCGUUAUCUUCUGUCUUUGAACAUAAUUCCGAAAUAACCGGAGGGACGUUUUCGAGGUCAAUCGCGAAAGCUCUCUUUAUUCAAGCGCCUCCUCCAGAGCGAGGACCACCGAUGGUGCAAGCGAUCGCUUCGUAUGCUUCGUACCCGUACGCUUCUGAAUGUUGUACUUUAGCGAUACCUGCGUUAAUACCGUUGUGUACGACGGCUCCAGCAUCAGCACCGUUAUCUGCGGCAUUCGGUGGAGUACAGGCCGACGAGACUUGCCGUCAACUGCGCGAUAGGAUUAAACUCGCUUUGAAAGAAUUUGAUAUAGACCCGGAGUCUACAUCUCACGCCAUUACUCUGCUUGCGAGUGCAUCUGCAAAUCAGCCACCGUUUGCUGAUGCCAUCAUCUAUGGACCAGACUAUGCGCAGCUUAUGCUUACUAUCCGCGACGGGGCUUCGGGAGAAGAUGACGGAGUUGAAAAAGAUGACGGAACCAAGAGUACAGAAGACGGCAAGGGUAACAAUGCGAAUGCUCUCGCGGAGAAACAACCAUCAUCCGCUGCGUUAAUUACACGAGCGAUAUUGAAAUCCAGCGAGCCGCAGUAUCCAACAUACGAUGAACUUUGGUUAGCCUUGGAUAAAAUACUGGAUAUCGAAGACGUCAGUUACGGGGCCACGUUUGCGUUUGCGCUUAAUAUUUUCUGGAAAUCAAGGGUUGCUUUACCAAAUCCAGUCGACGGCUUGGCUUCUGAGCCACGUGUGUUUCAAAAGCUCGCAUCAAUCGUCGAACGUGCGAAUGAAGUGUGCUCACAAGCUUCAAAUCAUGAUGAUGUCGUCCACGCCAACGCGUUCUCUGCGCUCUCGUCUUCGCUAGGUAUUCUCGCUAGCGAGUCUUUGGUUGCAUUGACUGUUCCAGUGAACCGUUCUGAGCACUUACGCGAAGCUGUGCAUCCCUUUGUGUCUCGAGACGAAGGCUUGCUUCGAUCGAUAAAGCUCUCAUUAUCUUCUGUGGAGGACAAAACGAACGUGGCAUGGAUGAAAAUGGAUAUAUUCAUAUUAGGUUUGCGGGCGGUGAUGCUCUCCGCAGCGGCUGAGUUAGCAACAGCUCAGGCUGGAGGCGAUAGCGUCUGUUUCGCUUCAGCUACCCUUGAAGCAGGUGCGGAGCUUUUAGCGAGAUCUCUUCUCGAGCAACCUGUGGCUCGAGAGGUUCUUUCGCGCGAAGGCCAAAAAGCCGCGGCGCGUCUGCUCACGGACGUUGCGCACGCAGCUACGGCGACGUUUGAGACCGUAUUCGCAGACAAUGAUGCGUUCGUUAGAGACAUCAGACACGCAUCUUCACGAGUAAAUGAUCUAUUACACCAUGCAACAACGUCCAAUUGUGAGAAUUGCAUCUUUGUAGAUGCGCCAAUCGGCUUAAGUGGUGGAUCUGUCUACGGAGAUUCAUAUGUUUACGAUUCGGAAUGGAUUGAGCGUGCCUGCGGUGUCUUCAACACGGAUGACGGUAGAUGGGGCGCACCAGAAACGCGUCUUGCAUCGCUUGCUCGCAAGGUUGCGGCGUGUUCGCGCGAAGUGUCGCUCGUUGUGAGCCUGUGUGAUGCCAAGAUAAGUGCGAUUGAGAGUUUGAGCGCAUUUUUGAAAGCAUCCGGAUCUUUGGAAACCUUCCAGAACAUUGUGGGCCCAGAGUUGGACGCGCUGGACGCCGAGCAACUAAAAGCUCUGGAUGAACGUAAGGAACACGUGAAAAAGAAAUUAUUAGCUCCAUUAUCAAAUGUAGGUAUAUCUGCGUUGGGAUCGAGAAAUGAUGGGGGAAAGGUGAGAACAUCUGAUGGAGAGAACGACAACAACGAACAGAAUGGUUGCGGCUUCUCGUUAGUUCAGCCCUCAAUUCUCAAAAAGUGGUCACAUCAUUCGCGAAGAGAUACGGUGAACACAAUCGCUCUUGAACUCAUCCACGCGGUCCAAAACCGCAGAUCGGAAAGUCCGAGACAGGUCUCGUUGAUUGUCUCGCUUUGCGAGUUGUUGGAAAUCUCUGCCCGGCUAUGGAGCUGUUCUCGCAAAAAUUAUUCUGCGAAUCGAAGCGAUGGCGCAAACGAAGAUUAUGAGGCUUUACAAAAUGUUGCGCGUGCGGCGUGUGCAUUUCUCUCUUCUAAAAUAUGUCCAAUCAGUCACAUUGCGUGUGCACAUUCGUGUGCUGCAUUCGAGAGAAGUCUAUCAUGUUGGUCGAAGGAAGCCAACUCGGAGGACGCAGCCAGAGCUAUAGAUAUAGGGAACGUGGCGUCUCAGGCUAUUCCACAGAUUCGUGAUCUGGCGGUAUCGAAUGCGGUACCUGCAGCGUCUUCUGUUUGCGCUUUGCGACUACUAACAAAGUUGUUCGGUAAUGGUGGUGCGUUUGCAUCCCCUUCGAUGCUUGUCCUUGGAAGUGACGACUUUUCAUCGUCAAUGUUUAUUCCAGACAUAUCUAGCGCUUUCACCUCCGUUGACUCCAACAACAACUCACUCGCGAGCUUGCGAGUAGCGAUAACGAGUGGAGAACAAAUACAAGUUGAUUGCGAUCCAUCCAAAUUUGACGAACUCGCCCGAUUAACCUCUUCUGACGUUGUCUUCUCUGCAUUGUACGCGUGCUUAGAGUUGGCAAAGACGCCCGAAGGAGCAUAUGUGUUGGCGCAAACGGGUGCUUACGACCGAGUGCGCGAACUUGUUGCAAAGUUGUUGAAUGAGUACACUCCCAUGGCAGACGAAUCUUUUGAAGAACUGGAUGUCUUGAAACUCGCAACGUUGACUUUAUCGAUUCAAAUAUCAACUGAACUUGCUAGGAGUUUGCGAAAUUCCGAUAUAGAUUCUUCCGUCACUUCCAAACUAGCGUCGUUUGCGUGCUUGGUGGAGCGUUAUAUCCUUUCGGCAAUGAAACCAACGUCAAUUACACUCAGCAAUCUACGGAAGGCAAAAGUGUGUUGCGCUUUACUCUCUUCUAUAUCUAGCGAUGAACGUUUGAAGUUUGGCUGGCAAGUGCAAUCUCCGAACGGACAAGCGAACCUUCGCGAUGAAGCCGCUCUCUUUCUCAGGUGGUUUGCGGCUCCGCCCGUUCACUCCGGCGCCACCUCGCACAAUUGUUGUUUACCUCAGAAUGCAGCAGAGGAAGCCCGUACACUUAAACCAUCCGAGGCAGGACUAUCCAGCUGUUGGUUUGGUGUUCUGAAUCGUGGCUCGCGCGUGCUCACAUCGCUACGAACUCAAUCUUCAGCUCUUUCUCCUAUGGCGUUGUCCCCGGCCGCGAAUGGCGCGAGCCCGUUGAUGUUAGGUUUAACACCAUCGACCACGCCUCUCGGGACGAAGAACUCGGUCUUGUUUACCUCCUCGACGCCAACUAAUGGCAACACUACCAAUGUCUCAAAGACACCAUCGACGCCGACGCUCAUAUCAAAUCAAGGCGGGCAAGCUCUGGGGACGCCGUUGGGCAGGAAGCGUUUUAACGAUGCAAAAUCGCCAAAAACGCCAGACGGAGGUAUUUUGAAAUCCCCCUCACCGAUUCAUUCUUUAAAUGCGGGAACUGCGAGCGAACGGACGAACUUGCACUCAGAGAUUUUAGCUGCAGAACUGCACGACAUUGCGAUGCAUUGCUCGCGUUUUUUGUCAUGUUUUCAAGAGAAAAAUGUCGCGCCGGAUGUCGCUUCAGCGAUUGUGGACCAGUGCGACGUGCUACUUGAGGAGUUAAACGUAAAUAAAACGAAUAAAACGAAAGCGGGAACUAGAAUAGAAGAGAGCUUGGUAGGAAUAAAACGCUCAAUAUUGAAAAGUGCGUAA